AUGUUCUGCUCACGCCUCGUGCUAGUUUCUCUAACAAUAGUAAUUUACUCGGUGAAUCUUGGCUGCUCCGCGACUUUGGCCCCUGAUGAAGUGGAUGCGUUGAAGCAAAUAGGAAAGACAUUAGGGAAGAACUGGAAUUUUGAUGUGGAUCCUUGCAGCGAAGGAGGGAAUUGGAGUAUCCCUAAUGCACCUGAAGGAUCUGAGAAUGCAGUAAUCUGCAACUGCACCUUUGUUAAUAACACCAUUUGCCAUGUAGUCACCAUUGCUCUAAAAUCUCAAUCUCUUCAAGGGACUGUACCCGGAGAACUGGUCAGACUCCCUUACCUCCAGACAAUUUCCCUACUGGGCAAUCGUAUUACAGGUCCAAUACCGGGCGAAGUUGCCAACAUCAGUACUCUCUCGGAUCUGUAA
Messenger RNA from Fraxinus pennsylvanica, 411 nucleotides. The record is from the annotation of a GenBank genome assembly. NCBI's taxonomy places the organism in Eukaryota, Viridiplantae, Streptophyta, Magnoliopsida, Lamiales, Oleaceae.